AAUGCCCAACUAUAUCACUGCUUGUUUGGCAAUUAUAAUUGCCAGUGCUGUUUUUGUUUUUAUGGUGUAUUGUUGCAGGCUUACUUAUGUUUCCUCUUCUCUGUCCAGUUAGAAAGUCCUGUUCUUAUUGCUGCCAUUUUCAUUAGUGGCAUUGGUGGGACAUUCCAGUUCGGCUUUCAUAUAUCUGUCCUAACUUCACCUUCUUCUUUCAUAAAGGAGCUCGUGAACACCACAUGCCUGCAGCGGUAUAGUAUAUCCCUGGAACAGUGGGAAGUGACUCUCAUCUGGUCCUUCAUCGUCUCCAUCUUCUGCAUCGGGGGUCUCCUUGGUUCCCUGUGUGCCGGCCACCUCUCAUCAGCGUAUGGGAGAAAGAGAUGCCUGUUGUUGAACAACCUGUUUGCCAUUGGCGGUGCUGGGAUGAUGCUGUUGAGUAAAACGGCCAUGUCCUUUGAGAUGAUCAUGGUUGGACGUUUCCUCUAUGGCAUUAAUGCAGGUGUUAGCCUCAGUGUCCACACCAUGUACCUAGUGGAAUGUGCCCCCAAGAGGCUGCGAGGGAUAAUGGGUUUGUCUGUUUCCACCUUUCUGUCCAUGGGGAAGUUCUCAGGUCAGCUUCUGGGGAUCAGUGAGUUAUUGGGGACAGAGGACAGGUGGCCUUGGUUGUUGGGCUUCAGUGGUGCGACCGCCCUGCUCCAGCUCAUCACCCUGCCCUUCCUCCCAGAGUCACCCAAAUACCUGCUGCUGGACCGGGGCGACCGUCAGGGCUGUGAGAAGGCCAUCCGCAGGCUGUGGGGCAACAGAGACCACAGUGCGGAGGUGGAGGAGAUGCUGGUGGAGCACGCCUCCAUGAAGGGAGUCUGCAGCCACACUGUGUUGGACCUGAUCCUGGACCAGGACGUACGCUGGCAGUUCCUCACCAUCCUCGUCGCCUUCACCACCCUGCAGUUCAGUGGCAUCAACGCUGUGUACCUUUACUCAUUUGAUGUGUUCCGUACUGCAGGGAUCCCCACACACCAGUUACGCCAUGUUGCCUUGGGAACUGGUCUGUGUGAGGUUUCUACCUCCAUGGCCUGUGUGAUGGUGAUUGAGAGCACAGGAAAGAGGCUAAUGCUCUAUAGGGGUUACCUAUGCAUGGCAGUUACCCUGGGUCUCCUGACCCUUACACUCUACCUGCAGAUCCAAGUUUCCUGGAUGCCUUACUGCAGUAUGCUUCUCAUCUUCAUCUUCAUCUUCUUCUUCUCCAGUGGACCAGCUGGAGUGACAGUGGCUCUACCUGGUGAUAUCUUCAACCAGUCGUUCAAAUCAGCUGCCUACACCAUCGGCUGCACCCUCAACUGGCAGGGCCUCUUCCUCCUGGGGUUGCUCUUCCCCGUCAUAGUGGAGAAUUUGGACUACUUUUGUUUCCUGAUUUUCUUCGUCUUCUGUUUCCUGUCUGGGGUGUUUGUGUGGUACAACGUGCCUGAGACCAAGAACCGCACUGUCAUGGAGAUCACGGCUGAGUUUCAGAGGAUGCAUCCCAACAGGGGAUCCUCGGGGGAGGGAAGGUCGAGACCUCCUGAACCCAGUCAUAUCAAGGCAUGCACAACCACAAAAUUCUGAACAUUGUCCAUAAUGAAUGACAGUGUGUCUGACUUGCACAUUGUUUUGUCGUUCCUGUGAAAACAUUGUCUUUGUGAAAACUCCUCUGUUAAGAUUUGCCCCACACACCCAUGUCCGGUCUGCUGUCAUCUUGAUUGCAAAUCAAUCAUUUUGACCUUUAUGGUGGUAAGUAUUGUGUGAUAAAAAUGUUACCUCUCUGGGCCACCUAUUAAAGUAGUUUUAGUAUUGUGAGCAGGCCAAGGUCUGUCAUUAUCAGGCUCUGGCCCCAGCCAUACAGACACUAAUCAGGGAGGGAGAGGUUUUACCUCUGACACGUACUUGUAAAGUCAGCAUUCUGUAUGUACUUUACUGAUGAACAAGGUAAGGUACAUACUUUUAGCAUGAUUCAAUCAGCUCGCCUUGAGUGUCUUAUUGGUGAGUCAGCAGCGCUGCCAUGCAUAGCUUAUCUGUCUGAUUUAUUACACUCCCUUUGAGAGUAUUUUUUCAUUACUGUGGUGUGCAGGAUUAUUUCAAAUGGAAACUUAUGUCUACUGUCUAUAUUCACGAGAAAAACAGUACCAGUAAAAGGUUUGGACACAUCUACUCAUUCAAGGGUUUUUCUUUAUUUUUACUAUUUUCUACAUUGUAGAUUAAUAGUGAAGACCUCAAAACUAUGCAAUAACACAUGGAAUUAAGAAGUAACCAAAAAUAUAUUUGAGAUUCUUUAAAGUAGCCACCCUUUUGCCUUGAUGACAGCUUUGCACACUUUUAGCAUUCUCUCAACCAGCUUCAUGAGGCAGUCACCUGGAUUGGAUUUCAAUAACAGGUGUGCCUUGUACUUCUUAAUGCAUUUGAGCCAAUCAGUUGUGUUGUGACAAGGUAGGGGUGGUAUACAGGAGAUAGCCCUAUUUGGUAAAAGACCAAGUCCAUAUUAUGGCAAGAACAGCUCAAAUAAGCAAAGAGAAAUGACAGUCCAUUAUUUUAAGACAUGAAGGUCAGUCAAUCCGGUCAGUCAAGUUUCUUCAAGUGCAUUCGCAAAAAACAUCACGCGCUAUGAUGAAACUGGCUCUCAUGAGGACCGUCACAGGAAAGGAAGACCCAGAGUUACCUCUGCUGCAGAGGAUAAGUUCAUUAGACUUAGCUGCACCUCAGAUUGCAGCCCAAAUUAAUGCUUCACAGAUUUCAAGUAACAGACACAUUUCAACAUCAACUGUUCAGAGGAGACUGCGUGAAUCAGACCGUCAUGGUCGAAUUGCUGCAAAGAAACCAUUAAUAAAGGACACCAAUAAGAAGAGACUUGCUUGGGCCAAGAAACACGAGCAAUGGACUUUAGACCGGUGGAAAUCUGUCCUUUUGGUCUGAUGAGUCCAAAUUUUAGAUUUUUGGUUCCAAUCGCCGUGUCUUUGUGAGAACAGAUGGUCUCCGCAUGUGUGGUUCCCACCGUGAAGCAUGGAGGAGGAGGUGUGAUGGUGUUGGGUUAGUUUGCUGGUGACACUGUUGGUGAUUUAUAUAGGAUUCAAGGCAAACUUAACCAGCAUGGUUUCCACAGCAUUCUGCAAUGAUACGCGAUCGCAUCUGGUUUGCACUUAGUCUCACUAUCAUUUGUUUUUCAACAGCACAAUGACCCAACACACCUCCAGGCUGUGUAAGAGCUAUUUGACCAAGAAGGAGUGUGAUGGAGUGCUGCAUCAGAUGACCUGGCCUCCACGAUCACCCGACCUCAACCCAAUUGAGAUGGUUUGGGAUGACAUGGACUGCAGAGUGAAGGAAAAGCAGCAAUCAAGUGCUCAGCAUUUUCCAAGACUGUUGGAAAAGCAUUCCAAGUUAAACUGGUUGAGAGAAUGCCAAGUGUGCAAACACUUUUUUGGUUACUACAUGAUUCCAUGUAUGUUAUUUCAUAGUUUGUCUUCACUAUUAUUCUAUAAUGUAGAAAAUAGUACAAAUAAAGAUAACUCUUGAAUGAGUAUGUGUCCACACUUUUGACUUGUACGCUAUAUGUCCUAAUGUAAAAGUAAUUGCUUUAAAAGUAUGAAGUCAUUUA
Molecule: messenger RNA, 3616 nt
Organism: Salvelinus fontinalis (brook trout)
Lineage: Eukaryota; Metazoa; Chordata; Actinopteri; Salmoniformes; Salmonidae
Product: solute carrier family 2, facilitated glucose transporter member 11-like
Exons: 11
Biological process (GO): monosaccharide transmembrane transport
Cellular component (GO): membrane
Molecular function (GO): hexose transmembrane transporter activity
Source: RefSeq, a predicted model, not a curated record